GAUGCCGAACAAGUACAAGGACUCGGUCUUCGUCACGGCGGUGGAAUUUCUCCGGCAUAGCCGAAGCUGCAAAUCCUCCGCCACCACCGCGGCGGCGAAACGCACAUCUAGCUCCAGCCAUGGCGAACCCUAACGCUGAAGAACAACCUGAAUUGAAGCCCAAGGAAGAAGAUUCAGAAGCAGAAUUGUUGAAUAUGCUGCCUUCUUCCUCCUCCUCCUCUUCCUCUUCCGAUUCUGAUUCCGAUUCCGACUCAAAAUCAGACAGCGAGUCCGAAUCCGACGACGAGCCCAUUUCCUAUGUCCGACCUGACGGUUCCGUUCGUACGGUUUCUCCUUACGAUUCGGACCAAGAGAACACUCCUGAGGCCAACAUUAGCCGGUUCAACAAAGUGCUGAAUUCGAAGCGCCUGUUGAAGGCGGAGGAGGAGGAGGAGGAGGAGGCCGAGGACUACGAGGAGCUCUUUGAUUUCCCGCCCGACCCUGAGAACUGGCGGGAGGAGGAUUUGAAGGAGCUAUGGGCGGAUGCUCCGGUGGCAAUGACGAAACCGGGCUGGGACCCGAAUGAUGUGGAUGAUGAUGAAGUGGAUAUUCUCAAUGAUGAAAUUGCUAAUGGCCGUGAUCCUCCAAUUGCCCCGUUCUAUGUGCCGUACAGGAAGCCUUAUCCUGUGAUUCCGGAUAACCAUCAUGAUAUUUCGACUCCCAAGCAGGUGAUUGAGGAGCUGGAUAGGAUUGAGGAGUUUCUGACUUGGGUUAGCUACAUCUUCCCCGAUGGCAGCACAUAUGAGGGCACUGUUUGGGAUGAUCUGGCUCAUGGAAGAGGCGUUUUUGUUGCCGAAGAAGGUCUGGUGAGGUAUGAAGGAGAAUGGCUCAAAAACGACAUGGAAGGUCAUGGAGUUGUUGAAGUUGAAAUUCCCCAACCGGAACCUAUUCCGGGUUCCAAGCUUGAAGCGAAGAUGAGGGCUGAAGGGCAUAUAAUAUCUAGAGAUUAUAUGACGCCAGAAGAUAGAGAGUGGCUUGAGAUGGAUAUUGAAGAUAGUUUGAAAUUAGCUGAUGGAGAGUUUGAAGUGCCCUAUUAUGAAAAUGAAGAGUGGGUCAGACAAUUUGGACAGAAGCCGGAAAAAGGUCGGUAUCGAUAUGCUGGUCAAUGGAAACAUGGGAGAAUGCAUGGUUGUGGCGUAUAUGAAGUCAAUGAGCGAAUUACAUAUGGACGAUUCUACUUUGGUGAACUUUUGAACGACUUAGCCGGUUGUGAUGCUGACAUAUCGGGGAUGCAUGCAGGAAUCGCAGAAGUUGCAGCUGCAAAGGCACGUAUGUUUGUCAACAAGCCCGAUGGAAUGGUCAGAGAAUACUUUGGUCCGUAUUCGGAUCCUCAGCAUCCGUAUUUUUACGAGGAAGAGGAUGUGUGGAUGGCUCCAGGCUUUAUAAAUCAAUUUUAUGAAGUUCCGGACUAUUGGAAAGUGUACGUAAAUGAAGUCGACCAAGAAAGAGAGAUGUGGUUGAACUCGUUCUAUAAAGCUCCACUAAGACUGCCUAUGCCGUCUGAACUUGAAUAUUGGUGGGCUAAUGAAAAACAGCCGGAAUUUGUACUUGUGAACAAAGAACCAGAGCCUGACCCUGAAAAUCCCGACCAGCUCAUAUACACAGAAGAUCCCCUCAUUGUACAUACUCCAACUGGAAGAAUCAUUAAUUAUAUAGACGAUGAGGAACAUGGAAUACGAUUAUUUUGGCAGCCUCCAUUAAAGGAGGGCGAAGAUAUAGAUCCGGAAAAAGUUGAGUUUCUGCCUCUGGGAUUUGAUGAAUUCUAUGGACGAGAAACAGAGGAGCCGAAAGACAACUUGAUGAUUCGCUUUGUCAAAUAUUUUGAUAAUAAAACCAAGCCGUUUUUCGACAGUCUACAGAAAUGGGCAGAUGAGAAGAAGAAAGCUAGUGAGGAAAGGAAAGAGCUAUUGAAGGCAGAACUUGAGUUGGCGGAAGCUGAGCUGUCUCUGAAGGAAGCCAUUGAAGACAUGGAUGAGGAGUUAAAGCUAAUGGAGAAAGAAGAGGAAAAGAAAGCUUUACAGAGUACUGAAACCGAAGAUGUUUCAGCGUCCGAUCCAGCGAAGCAGGUGCAGCAAACUCCACCUGAAGCUGAACCCAAAAAGGAAAACGAAGAUGAAGAUGAGGAAGAAGAAGAAGCAGACGAAGAAGAUGAUGUUACUCCUUCGAGCUUUGGGUCUGUCGAAGAUUCAAAAUCGACUAAAAAUGAUGACAAUAGCGGUAAACAGGGGAAAUCAACAUUCGCAUCGACAUCCCUCGCAUUUGCUACCUCUAAUCUCAUUUCUCUGGCUCCCAUGAAGUUGCUGGAUUCGUUCUCAAGGUGGAAACAGGGAAAACAUCGAAACCAAGCUUCAGAGACUGCUCCUGCGCCUGUUCUUUGCGACACAUUCCAUCAUCUUCCACAAAAGAAUCCAUCUACGGUGAGCUUCGCCUACACUGGUACCAAAAACUUGAGGAAACUCAGAUGCGUGGGGCAAAAACCGAGAGCGCUGCACAUCUCCAAGCCGAGCUUGAGAAGGCAUUCGAAGCAGGUGGAAGCAGAUGCCGUGAAUCUGGAGAGGAAUUUCAAUGUAUUGUCGUUGCAUACUCAGGUAUCGCCACAACCAUUUUCUUGUCUCUGUUGAUUUUUGUCGAAUUUUUGAGAGGCAUCAAAUUUCUUCUUGUCUUGAUUUAAUGAAUGAUCUGCUCUACAUGGAGAGAGUCAAGUUGAUGUUUCAAAUGAGCUGAGGAUUAAUUUUAUGUUGUCACAUAACUAUUUCGAUUUCUUUCUUUCUAUUGGAAGAACCAUUUUGGAAUAAGUA
Andrographis paniculata is the source of this 2837-nucleotide messenger RNA. RefSeq names its product protein TIC 100. Bases 120 to 2660 code for a protein of 846 amino acids. The transcript is spliced from 12 exons. Gene Ontology annotation, cellular component: cytosol. The record is from RefSeq and is a predicted model, not a curated record. Lineage: Eukaryota; Viridiplantae; Streptophyta; Magnoliopsida; Lamiales; Acanthaceae.